GGGCCGAGGACUACGGAUCCCGGCAUGCCUCGCGGCCCCUCGGGGACUACAGUUCCCAGCGUGCCCCGCGGCGGCGACGAGAGAAGCCCCCGAUCCCGGGAUCCAGGAUGGGCAGUGCUGGGGGGCUCCGGGCUGUGCUGGUCCUGCUCCUGUGGGCCCUGUUCCUGGUGGGAUCAGCAGCAGAUGGAGCCAAGGAUGGCCCAGAGGGAUUCCAGGGACACGCUGGCACUGCCACCAUGGAUGACCUGCUGUCCCGGCUGGGAAAAGCCUCCUGGGAUACCCUGGAGGGCUGGGUGGGACCCCAACCCCUGCAGAUGGUGGCGGAGAGCCUCUCUACCACCCUGUGGAUCGUUUCCUCUGGAAUCUCAGCAGCCCUGACCACACUCUGUGGGAUCCUGGCGGAUCUCCUGGCCGCUUCCAGCAUCGGCGGCCACCGGCUGGUGCGAGCGGCCGCACUGAGCCCUGGGGAAGUCCAGCGGGUUCUCCUGUGGGCCCUGGCCGCCCUGGUGGGAUCCUGGGUGUUAUCCUGGCUCCGGGGGCUGCUGCUACCACUGCUUCAGGGGGUGAAACUUUUCCUCUUCCUCGGAGCCUUCCUCCACGUGGCUGCUUCCAAGGAGAGCCCCACGGUGCAAGCAGGAAUGCUGCUGGCCCUGUGGGUGCUCUAUGCCCUCCUGGGGAGCCUGCUGGGAUCCCAAAAUCCCACUGCCCGGCUGGAUGUGGCUGUCAGGAGCCUGGAGUGGAAGGUAGAGGAGCUGCGGCGGCGCCAGAAGUUUGGGGGGCCCCGGAACCGGGAGGAUUGACACCCCCCUGACACCACCAAAGCACUUCCCAGCUUGGCUCCAGAAUUCCAAGCAUGUCUUCCCCACCCCUGCUGAGCCCCCCCCAGUUUUCCCGGGAGUCCUGCUCCUGCUGGGAGCAUCCCUUCCCAGAGCUGGGGGGCCGUGCCUUGCAAGUGCCACAAGUGCCUUCACCCCGGGGAGGAGGGUCCCCAAACGCCACCUCCCCAGAGCCCAAAUCCAGGAGAGGAGCUCUCACAUUCCCUGCUCCACCAGGAUAUUGUGCCAAUCCAGCCCAAAAAGGGGGGGUUCUGCUCAUUCUGUGGGGGCUGAGACUCCCUCUCUGUGGCGGGUCCUCGCACUGCCAAUCCUCGGGGUUUCAGCUGCUUUUUAAACGGUUUUGAUAAAUGGUUUGGAAUAAAGAUGAAAAAUGGUUUUUCCGGCCUGGA
Messenger RNA from Empidonax traillii (willow flycatcher), 1225 nucleotides. It is a transcript of the gene TMEM109, whose product is annotated as transmembrane protein 109. Bases 108 to 800 code for a protein of 230 amino acids. The record is from RefSeq and is a predicted model, not a curated record. Lineage: Eukaryota; Metazoa; Chordata; Aves; Passeriformes; Tyrannidae. The transcript has 4 exons. Gene Ontology annotation, biological process: cellular response to gamma radiation; intrinsic apoptotic signaling pathway in response to DNA damage by p53 class mediator.